UGCAAAGUUGUUCGGAGUAUUACGAAAUACUCUUUACACCGAUACGAAAAAGAAAAGUACUGUCGUUAGUUAGAUGGAACAGGCUUUAAUCUAUCGCUCUUAUUGAUUGGUUAAUUAAACAAUUAAUUGCAUCGAUACCGUCCACUAAGGUUACGCAUCUGUUGUGAGGUUAUGAGGAGUGGUAAAAGGCAUACCGUACGGGUCAAUGUUCAUAUUUUAUAAUUAUUCGAUCCAUCGGUAUUUCGAACCUGAUCAUUUCACACUCUCUUUUCAUCCAUAUCCGAGCGUAGUUCGUUUAGAAUUUAUUUCAAUUUUGCUUAAAUAUCUGCAAUGCUUAAGAACACGGUAGCAUUAAUAACCGGUGGAGCUUCUGGUCUUGGUCGUGGAACUGUACAAAGAUUUGUCAAAGAAGGUGCAAAAGUUGUGAUUGCUGAUCUUCCUACUUCGAAAGGACAAGAGCUUGCUAAUGAUUUGGAAGAUCAGGCUGUGUUUGUACCAACCAAUGUCACUUUGGAAGAAGACGUAAUGAAUGCUCUAAAUGUAUCUAAGGAAAAGUUUGGCAAGUUAACUGCAGUUGUAAAUGCAGCAGGAAUAGCAAUCGCUUAUAAGACGUAUAAUUUCAACAAAAAUAUACCACACAAAUACGAGGAUUUUGAGAAGGUAAUUAAAGUAAAUACGAUUGGAACUUUUAAUGUAAUCAGACUAGCCGUUGGCCUUAUUGGUGAAAAUACACCUAACGAAAAUGGUGAACGUGGAGUUGUAAUCAAUACAGCGAGUGUGGCAGCAUACGAAGGACAAAUGGGACAAGCAGCGUACUCUGCCAGUAAAGGUGCUAUAGUUGGAAUGACUUUACCAAUCGCGCGUGAUUUGUCUAAACAGGGUAUACGUAUCGUUACUAUUGCACCUGGAUUAUUCGAUACACCGUUAUUAUCAGCUUUACCAGAAAAAGUACGCAGCAUUUUGUGCAAAAUGAUACCUUUUCCUCAAAGAUUAGGUCUACCCGAUGAAUAUGCGCAACUGGCACAACAUAUAAUCGAAAAUCCACUUCUAAAUGGAGAAACGAUAAGAUUGGAUGGUGCUCUCAGAAUGCCAGCUUAAGUCUAUAGUUUCCUUUUAUAUUCAAACGCAUGCUCUUUAUAGAUAAAGGGUGCAUGUUGGAUAGGGCUACUAUGAUAAUUAUUUUAUGAUAUAUAUAUAUAUAUAUAUACAUCUAUGAACAUGUUAAAUAAAACAAUUGUCUCUUAUACAUGCAA
Messenger RNA from Vespula pensylvanica (western yellowjacket), 1253 nucleotides. It is a transcript of the gene scu, whose product is annotated as 3-hydroxyacyl-CoA dehydrogenase type-2-like. Bases 331 to 1098 code for a protein of 255 amino acids. The record is from RefSeq and is a predicted model, not a curated record. Gene Ontology annotation, molecular function: estradiol 17-beta-dehydrogenase [NAD(P)+] activity. Gene Ontology annotation, biological process: estrogen metabolic process; fatty acid metabolic process; androgen metabolic process. The transcript is spliced from 4 exons. Gene Ontology annotation, cellular component: mitochondrion. Lineage: Eukaryota; Metazoa; Arthropoda; Insecta; Hymenoptera; Vespidae.